Letharia lupina is the source of this 585-nucleotide messenger RNA. RefSeq lists its product as uncharacterized. The record is from RefSeq and is a predicted model, not a curated record. The transcript is spliced from 2 exons. Lineage: Eukaryota; Fungi; Ascomycota; Lecanoromycetes; Lecanorales; Parmeliaceae. Bases 1 to 585 code for a protein of 194 amino acids.
AUGUCCGACACGAUGACGAGGCAGGACAUCCACGGCGGGCCUGGGGUGGCGGUUCUGUCGCAGCGGACGUUGGUGGGGGAGCUCUUAAUGAAAGUCCCAAAAACACCCCUUCGAGAUGUCUCGCAAGGGGGUAGAGGAUGUCAUGAAGACUCGUCAGAUAAGAAUAGACGUACCGAUAUCAGCAGCAAUACCUCCAAGCCCCCUGGCAACCACGCACGUCUGAAACAGCGUAUAAGCCGCCUGAACCAUCUGCGUCGAACUCGCGUGGCCGGUCGCCGCCGCUAUCAGCAGCAGCGGCUGCACGAAGCAACGCCCGUCGUCGCUCAAGAUGCGCCACGGCAGCGGCACGUCGUUCGGUCGGCCGGUGUGCCGUUCCGCGAAUGUGGACUGCGCGUCCGAUUUGCCGAUGUGGUGGAAUACGUUGCGGCAGCUGCCGGGGCUGAGGUUGCGGCCGUAGCGCGUGCCGUCGCAUUGGAUGCGGAGGACGUUGGAGGUGGUGUUGCUGGGUGGGUGGGUGAUGUUGCUGGGGAGGAGUGGGGGAGAGAGUGUUUGUGGGAGUGGCGGGGCAUUGUUGAAAGGGAUUGA